AUGUAUGAAGCGUUCUUGGAAGAAGUUCCUCUUCUGUCGUCCCUAAAACCCUACGAACGUUCCAAAAUUGCUGAUGCUUUGGACACCAUCAAAUACCCGGCAGAACAUACGAUUAUUGCAGAAGGCGAUCCCGGCGACGCAUUUUACUUGCUUGAAUCCGGUGAAGCGGCCGCAUAUAAACGUGGCAUCGACGGCCCAACCAAGCAUUACAAGCGGGGCGACUACUUUGGCGAACUGGCUUUACUCGACGAUAAACCAAGGCAGGCUAGUGUGAUUGCUAAAACAGAUGUUAAAGUUGCGCAGCUGGGAAGGGAUGGGUUCAAGAGAUUGCUAGGUCCUGUGGAGGAUAUCAUGCGACGUACGGAAUAUGGUGUCCCCGAAGGACAGACAAAGUUGGAAGCAUCCGAAGAGUAG
Molecule: messenger RNA, 414 nt
Organism: Uncinocarpus reesii 1704
Lineage: Eukaryota; Fungi; Ascomycota; Eurotiomycetes; Onygenales; Onygenaceae
Product: cAMP-dependent protein kinase regulatory subunit
Exons: 1
Coding region: 1-414 (137 amino acids)
Cellular component (GO): nucleus
Source: RefSeq, a predicted model, not a curated record